AUGCGCUGCUGGACAGCUAAGAGCCCCGCAGUCCUCGCGAACCCAGCGCUCCUCUUCUCCCUGUGUGUUAUUCGGCCCGGCUCUACUCGCGAGAAAUACGUGUUGGAGCAGCUCGACCCGCCUUUGAAAGAAAGGUUUGAAGUGGACGCAGACGAAGUUUUGAAUGCGAAUAGUGAAGAAGACGAGUUGCAGUCGCCUGACAUUGGGCUCUUGAACCACAAGAACGCCGCCUGUGUGCUUUCCAUGUUGAAGACCCGCUACCUGGCGGGCAAAAUGUACACCAUGGCAGACCCGCUGCUGGUCGCAAUUAAUCCUUUUAAGGAUCUCGGAAACGCCACUAAGAAGUGGAUUGACUACUACCGCACCGCGCCAAACAUUGCAGAGACGGAGCCGCACGUGUUCCGAGUUGCCCGCGCGGCUCUUUCGAAUUUAGAAGAUUACAACAAGAGCCAAACCAUUAUUGUGUCAGGCGAAUCAGGGGCGGGAAAAACAGAAGCCACCAAACAGGUCAUGCGCUACUUUGCUUCGAACGGCAGCGGUGACAGUCGGAUUCAAGAAGCCAUCAUGGCUGGCAAUCCUCUUCUCGAGUCCUUUGGAAAUGCAAAGACCAUACGCAACAACAACUCGAGUCGCUUUGGCCGCUUUAUGCAGCUGACUCUCUCCAGCGAAAAAGGCAUUUUAUACGGCGCAAUAACAAAUUUCCUCCUUGAGAAGGUCCGGCUGGUUUCGCAGGAACCCAACGAACGGUCUUUUCACGUUAUUUAUCAGCUCCUUAAGGGCGCCGAUGACGAAAUGAAGAGCAAGUACCACUUACGUAAAAUGGAAGAAUACGUAUUUCUCACGGCAAGGAGCGGAGGCUGCUUCGACAUCGAUGGAGUGGACGAUAAGAAGGAUUUCGAAGAACUCAAGCAGUGUUUUGCAGCCAUGGAACUUCCCAGUGAAAACGAGUCAUCAGUUUACUCCAUUUUAUCCGGCGUGCUGCUAAUUGGCAACACAAAAAUCACACCUCACGAAAUGCAAGGAGUGCCGGACGCUGCUCAUGUUUCGACAGAGUCACUGAACAUUCUGAAGGAAGCUGGAGGGCUGCUCUUCGUGGACCCGACGCGCUUGGCUCAGGAAGUUCUCCGCAAGCACACCAAAGUUGGAAAUCAGAUGCUGGAGGGGCCGCGGACUUUCAGGGAAGCAGAUAUGAUGGUCAAGUCUGUGGCGAAGCACGUUUACGAUAAGCUGUUUGGGUGGCUGGUGGGGUUUCCUUAA
Molecule: messenger RNA, 1257 nt
Organism: Eimeria necatrix
Lineage: Eukaryota; Apicomplexa; Conoidasida; Eucoccidiorida; Eimeriidae
Exons: 1
Coding region: 1-1257 (418 amino acids)
Biological process (GO): actin filament organization; vesicle transport along actin filament
Cellular component (GO): vesicle; cytoplasm; actin cytoskeleton
Molecular function (GO): actin filament binding; microfilament motor activity; ATP binding
Source: RefSeq, a predicted model, not a curated record